Maylandia zebra (zebra mbuna) is the source of this 2125-nucleotide messenger RNA. It is a transcript of the gene vimr2, whose product is annotated as vimentin-related 2. Gene Ontology annotation, biological process: intermediate filament organization. Gene Ontology annotation, molecular function: structural constituent of cytoskeleton. The record is from RefSeq and is a predicted model, not a curated record. Gene Ontology annotation, cellular component: intermediate filament; cytoplasm. NCBI's taxonomy places the organism in Eukaryota, Metazoa, Chordata, Actinopteri, Cichliformes, Cichlidae.
CUGAAGCCAUUCAAAGCUAUGGCCAUGCUCAGAGUGUCUUCCUACCGCAAGCUGUUUGAGGACGACAGCUGGAGACGAAACGGAGGGUUGAGCGUGCGGUGUGCGGGGCAAUACCGGGCCUCUGUCAGGGCUGCUGCUGUUGAUGACUGUGAUAAGCUAGACUUUGCAGCUGCCAGGGCUCAGAACAAAGAAGGUCUGGACCAGUUUGUCCAGGACCGCACCGUCAUUGCUGCCCUCAAUGACCGCCUGGUCAGACUGAUUGAGCUGGCUCGUUGUUUUGAGGACGACAAUGAGUCUCUUGAAUGUCAGAUCACUGAGUUGGAGGAAGAGCUGAACAAUCGCCAGGCCUCUUCCAGCAUCACCUCCACUGUGGCGGUGCCCGACCACAGCCUGGACGCUGUGGUGGAAAGACUGGGCAAGCAGAGGGAUGGGAUUCUGAAUGACACACAGGAGCUGCAGAAAGAGCUCAAGCUCCUGAAGAAAGACUAUGAGAAGGCGUCGCAGCAGAGGAUCUUCGUCCGGCAGGAACAACAAGAUGUGGCUGAGGAAGUGGAUGCUGUGACAGCAGAGUGUUUGGCUCUGAGGGAGCAAGUGACUAUCUACGAGGAGCAGCUGGCCAGCAUGGAGACCCUGCACAGGACGACAGUGGAGGAUAUGCUGGAGCCCAACGAAGGGAUCACCCGGGCAGCAGUGAUUAAAUUUGGCAGCCCUGACAUUGCUCCGGCUUUGGAUGUAAAAAAGUACUACUGCCAACUGGCUGAGACACUCCAGUAUGAGUGCGGUGCAGCCUCCUCUGCUGUGGUCCACAGUGGUGACGGAAAGGAAGUGGAAGUGGGAGGAACUGGAGGGUCAACGGUCAAAGACUUGACAAAGAUAAAGGACGCCGGUGAGAUAAAGAUGCUGAUUUCAGAGCUACAAAAGGAGCUUGCUGAGCUCGAGAAGCAUAACGAGGAAUUGGAGGACGAGGUUGAAAUGAAGAAGGCUGCAUACAUGGAUGAGAUUGCUGAUCUAGAGGCGACUAUAGAUGAAAUGAAGUGUCAGAAGGCCAAUUUCCAAGAACAGAUGAAGGAGCAGUGUGAAGACUAUAAGUUUCUGCUCACUCAGAAGAUGGCCAGAGACAUGGAGAUUGCUGCUUACAGGAGUCUUGUGGAGGAAGAGGAGGAGAGACUGUGCAGCCUGUGACUUAAGCCUGAGCAGUCAGAUCGGCUGUCCUGACUGUGGUUGUGCUCCCCAACACAGACAAAAGACAAACGCGUAAAAACAGACCCCAUUUCUGCACUUCGAUGAAGCUUAACGCAACGAUUCGGCAAUUUGAGCAGACGUAAACUUAGUAUGACAGAUUAAUGCUGUCUGGAGGCCUACAGUAAGCCGGGCCAUUGAUUACAGGUUUCUGGCAGAUGACCCUGAUACUCCAAGAAAGAUGGAGCUGUCUAAAACUGGUGGGGGCUGUGGGAUGAGUGUGUAUCCGUGCAGCGUCUGGAAGGGAUAUUUCGUUAAGUGAGGUUUUAUCUUUACCAGCUCUCUGAUAUGACUCAUAAAUGCUUUGUCCCCUCUUUGUUGAACAAGACUGACACGCAAUCGCAGAUAAACACACACACACACACACGCACACACCCUCAACUGUGCGGCUCCGCGGAGUCAUUCCCGCUCUGAUAUCACCUCGUCCAUCACUCAGCCUCUGUCUGGCUCUUAACCUGCGACCCCGUCACUGUUAACAAAGACAAUGACGGCUCUCUCUUUGGUAACUAAAAGCGUUUCGCCUUCCCUUUGCUUUUUCAGCCAUACAUUUGAGUUGGUUUUGACGGCCGAGAGUCCAGCGUGCUGUGUUUGCUUUUCAAAUGGUUCAUGAAGUUGUUUUUCUGCAGCUCUUUCAAAAUGAGCACCUGGAUCUUUCCACAAGAAAAACUCUGUGUGAUUAAUCAUUGCUUCUUUCAAAAGCAGUGUCCCAAUUUACUGUCGUUUCGGAAAUAAGCAUUCGGUAAUACAUUCCCUAGUAAUCUUUUCCUUAUUUUCUACACAAUGUUAAAGCCGUCUGCGAUAAAUCAUUUUUGGUUGCUGCCUCUGCACAAGCAUCAAAAUGUACUUUAGAUUUAAAUUGAUUAAAACUAGUUGCUUGAGAGAUCAA